GGGAUAUCUGUAAACGGCUUGUGGCUGCCUGUGCCGUUAAGAGGAUUAUAAACUGUCAAUGUCCGUCUUGUUUGCUGCCGUCUUGUCAGUACAGUGCCCCUGUUGAAUCCGCUGUCUCCUUCUCCUGUAGCUGAAACGGAAAACCCGAGGAUAGGGGGGGGGGCAGAAGGAGCCGUGAAUAUGAGCACCGGAGCGGGCAUCGACUACAGCGCCUGGGACCACAUCUAUGUGUCGGACGAUGAAGACGUUACCAGUCCGUUCGUGGACACACCGAGCUUGUUCAGAAUGAGACACCGGGUCAGCAGAGAAACUUGUGGUAGCCGUGAAGUUUGGAGUCGUAUACCUGGUUAGUUUGACCAGUAGAAGCCCGGCUGGAGAGAAUGGCUGAGUUUCAGCAGAGAGGGGAAGAUCUGGAGUGUAACAUAUCAGAAUGCAAGACGCUAUUAGAGGAAGCCCAGGGACGCCUUAAAGAGUUGGAAGAAAAAAGGACAGAUGGAGAGCAGGAUGAGGAGAGAGAGGCUGAGCUAAAGAAAGUCCAGGCCGAGGUGAGAAAACUGAAGAAAGAUGUAAAAUCGUUUGAGAAAAUGAUCGAAGAACACCGGCGAGAGGGAAAGAAACAGGCCUGGAAUGUUGACACUAUCAGCAAAGAAGGUUUCAGCAAGAGUGUACUCAACAUCAAGCCUGUUCCAAAGGAGGAAACCGAGCAGGAAAAGUUGGAGAAGCACAUGACCUUUGUGGAGAAGUACGCAAAGGAAAUCAGACACUUUGGUAUGAUGCGGCGCUGGGAUGACAGUCAGAAGUAUCUGUCAGACAACCCACAUCUGGUGUGCGAAGAGACGGCUAAUUACCUUGUUGUCAUCUGUAUUGACUUUGAGAUAGAUGAGAAACACGCACUCAUGGAGCAAGUGGCCCACCAGGCCAUCGUCAUGCAGUUUAUCCUGGACUUGGCUCGGACGCUUAAGGUCGACCCAAGAGGCUGCUUCAGACAAUUCUUUUCAAAGAUCAAGACUGCAGACAAGCCAUACCAAGACGCGUUUGACCAUGAGUUGCAGUUGCUGAAGGAGCGGAUCCGCAGCUGUGCGCAGAUGCGUAUGGAGAGCACUAUGAAGGAACUAGAGGAAGAAGAGAGGAAGAAGAGACUAGGCCCAGGUGGUUUAGACCCUGUGGAGGUUUAUGCAUCACUGCCAAAGGAAAUACAAAAAAGCUUUGAUGAGAAGAACAUUCAAAUGCUGCAGGAAGCUAUCAGCAAACUUGACCCUGAGGAAGGAAAGUACCACCUUAGGAGGUGUAUUGACUCUGGACUGUGGGUCCCUCAAUCAGGAGAGGAUGAUGAUGAUGAAAAGGAAGAGUACGAAGAGGAUGAGGAUGAGGAAGAUUAAUAAGAGAGAGAAGAACAUUCCUUGUUAGCUGACAAUGAUUGAUAGUCCAACAGUGUAAAAGAAAUGUCAUACAUCCAACAUAAUAUACAUAUGUACGUAUUUAAUAAGCAUAUGCACUAAACUGUCAUGUAAUUAAUAGAAACUGGAGUACUGGAUUAGCAGUGUUAGAACAAGCUGCUUUGUGCAACCACAAACAGAAUAACUACAGAAUAAGGUAACUUUUAUGCAGGUCUCAAUCUGAUUUUAAAUUGAUACUUAACCCUGAAUUAAUGUGAGAAUCAUCUGAUUUGAUACCGAUCACCAAUCUUACCAUCUUACCUUGCCACUCCUAAUUUUUAUGUAUCUGUGUCUGAUGAUGGCAUCUUAACACCUAAAAAUGUAUAUUCUGUUAGGUUUAAUUUUGAACACUUACCCGUACACAUUGUUUUACACGUUACAGUUGGCUGCUGCGUCCUUACUUCCUUAAUUGUGAAUAGGUUUUCCUUCUCUUCAUAUCCUUUGUUAGUGAAGACAGCAGCUUGAAAGAUCACUUGAGAAAACAGCCACCGAGCCGUCUAGUUUUUUUAAGAGCAACACAGCAACAGACUGGAUGUGAAGCUCUGAGACACUGGCUUAUACCUCUGACUCAUGAAACUCUGAUACAUUUAAAAAGUCAUCCAAAUGUCAUAUUUUAUUUUAAAAAAUAAAUAAAUAAAGUUUAGUAUGCCAUCACAGGCACCUACCAUUUACAUAUUGAACGGUCAUGUGUUGUCCUACUGUGGUCAACAGCGCCAUCUCAAGUCAGUUUGGGGAGAGACACCCACUAUCUAGAAGCCUGUAUGGUAAACACAAAUCUAUCGAGUUAACCCACUUACAAGUUCUGUGAAUUUUAAGACCACUUAGUAUCUUGUAGUCAAAGUCAGCUGAUAUCAGUUAUUCAUGACAGUUUUGUUAGACUCUAGUUUUUGUCCAGUGCAGUGAAUUCUGAAUAUAACCGCAGCAGCUACUGUUUGGAACAUGGGUUAGGUGAAGGUGAGGUUUGUUAUUGAGACUGUCAGGUGUCAUAGUGGUGGAAUGUAACUAAGUAAAUUUACUCAGGUACUGUUCUAAAAUAGACAUUUUAGGUACUUCUACUUCACUUGACUCUUUCCAUCUCAUGCAACUUUAUACUUCUACUCCCCGACAGCUCAAAGGGAAAUAUUGAAGUUUUUGCCCCACCUCAUUGAUCUGACAGCUUUAGUUACUUUAAGAUUUUUGCAUACAAAACAUACUUUUAGAAUAUGAUGAUUUGUUAUAGAUUAAACUAGCCAACAGUUGAGUUUGAAUAAUUUGAAGCUUUUUGCAAAUUAUGCACUGCUGUCAUUAUAAUUUUAUGUUAUUACUUAUUUUAUUUAUUUAUGUACUAUUAGUAGUAGUAGUAUUUUAUUUAUUUAUUUUCUUCUCGCCAGGGUUGGGGAUAUCAUACUUUUUUCUUUGUUGAAAUGUUACUGUUCAAGUUUGUUGUUUAAAAACUCAAUAAAAAAGAUUGUU
Molecule: messenger RNA, 2888 nt
Organism: Epinephelus moara (kelp grouper)
Lineage: Eukaryota; Metazoa; Chordata; Actinopteri; Perciformes; Serranidae
Gene: cdc37
Product: cell division cycle 37 homolog (S. cerevisiae)
Exons: 8
Coding region: 381-1379 (332 amino acids)
Biological process (GO): protein stabilization; protein folding
Cellular component (GO): cytoplasm
Molecular function (GO): protein kinase binding; protein-folding chaperone binding; heat shock protein binding
Source: RefSeq, a predicted model, not a curated record